GGGACGCAGCGCCACGCGUUGUGUUUCGCUAAUAAGUGUCCGCGCCCUGAAUCUCGCCUCUGGUUGGUGAGAAAGUAGUUCCGCCCCCGGUCGCCAUGUAUCGCUCCGCACGGAACCUGCAGCUCUUCAGCGCGGCUCUGUCGAACCCGAGAUCCAGCAACCUCCGGAACAUCUGCCCUGCGCCGGGACUCCUGCACAGCCCGCUCAGAAUGGCCAGCUCAGAGUCGUUCAGGAUCGAGAGGGACACGUUCGGGGAGCUCAGAGUCCCUUCUGAUAAAUAUUAUGGAGCUCAGACGGUCAGAUCAACCAUGAACUUCAAGAUCGGAGGAGCCUCAGAGAGAAUGCCAAUUCAGGUGAUCAAAGCCUUCGGGAUCCUGAAGAAAGCUGCUGCAGAAGUGAAUAAAGAUUACGGUUUGGACACGAAGAUCGCAGACGCCGUCAUACUAGCUGCUGAUGAGGUGGCUGCUGGGAAGCUGGAGGAUCAUUUCCCGCUGGUGGUUUGGCAAACAGGAUCCGGAACGCAGACUAACAUGAACGUCAAUGAGGUGAUCAGUAACAGAGCCAUCGAGAUUCUCGGAGGAAAACUGGGCAGCAAAGACCCUGUUCACCCCAAUGACCACGUCAACAAGAGCCAGAGCUCUAAUGACACGUUCCCCACUGCCAUGCACAUCGCUGCUGCUAAAGAGGUGCAUGAGGUUCUUCUGCCGGGUCUUCAGACGCUGCAUGACGCUCUCGCUGCUAAAGCUGAACAGUUCAAAGACAUCAUAAAGAUCGGCCGCACACACACGCAGGAUGCCGUGCCGCUCUCUCUCGGACAGGAGUUUGGUGGAUAUGUCCAGCAGGUGAAGUACAGCAUCGAGCGAGUGAAAGCAGCCAUGCCUCGUGUGUAUGAGCUGGCAGCGGGCGGCACUGCGGUCGGCACCGGACUCAACACACGCAUCGGCUUCGCUGAGAAAGUAGCAGAUAAAGUGGCUGCGCUCACAGGUCUUCCGUUCAUCACGGCGGCUAAUAAGUUCGAGGCUCUGGCGGCCCACGAUGCACUGGUGGAGUUGAGCGGCGCUCUGAACACCGUCUCCGUCAGCAUGAUGAAGAUCGCCAACGACAUCCGCUUCCUGGGAUCCGGACCUCGCUCGGGUCUCGGAGAGCUGAUCCUGCCUGAGAACGAGCCCGGCUCCAGCAUCAUGCCCGGGAAGGUGAACCCCACGCAGUGUGAGGCCAUGACUAUGGUAGCAGCUCAGGUGAUGGGAAACCACGUGGCUGUUACUGUCGGAGGAAGCAACGGACACUUUGAGCUCAACGUGUUCAAGCCGAUGAUCAUUAAAAACGUGCUGAACUCUGCCCGGCUGCUGGGCGACGCUUCGGUUUCAUUCACUAAUAACUGUGUGUCUGGAAUCGAGGCCAAUACAGAGAGAAUCAACAAACUGAUGAACGAGUCUCUGAUGCUGGUCACGGCGCUGAACCCUCACAUAGGUUAUGAUAAAGCCGCCACUAUUGCAAAGACGGCGCACAAAGAGGGCUGGACUCUGAAAGCCACGGCCGUGAAGCUGGGAUUCCUGACGGAGGAGCAGUUUGAGCAGUGGGUGCGACCGCAGGACAUGCUGGGACCCAAAUAGAUCGGAAGCUCACGGGAAUGCUGCCUCUGUACAAUAAAAGACCUGUUCUGUUCAAAUGCAUUGGUUCUUUGUUGCUGUCGGUGUGGUUUCUCUCAAUCACUGCACACUUUCAGACACCGGCUGAGCUCUUAAAUUUGUCGUGACGGACGCUAAAGUUUAUUUAUGUUUAUUCAUAUGACAGACGCGAUUCACAGUAUGUGCAGAGUUUAAUAUUUGAUCAGUGUGUGUGUGAGUUACCUGUGGCUGCAUUAAUGUAAGAUCAAGAGUAUAAAGUCAUUGGAAAAACUAAUAU
Sinocyclocheilus anshuiensis is the source of this 1905-nucleotide messenger RNA. RefSeq names its product fumarate hydratase, mitochondrial. Gene Ontology annotation, cellular component: mitochondrion. The record is from RefSeq and is a predicted model, not a curated record. Bases 96 to 1613 code for a protein of 505 amino acids. NCBI's taxonomy places the organism in Eukaryota, Metazoa, Chordata, Actinopteri, Cypriniformes, Cyprinidae. Gene Ontology annotation, biological process: fumarate metabolic process; malate metabolic process; tricarboxylic acid cycle. Gene Ontology annotation, molecular function: fumarate hydratase activity. The transcript is spliced from 10 exons.